AUGGCUCCUCGUCCGCGAGUCAGGUCCAGUAGCAGAAAGGACUCGCCUCUUUCGCCCCCCAAGCCCCCUUCGAUCAGCGUCGUCAUCGACGCGCCACCAAAUCAUAACAAACGACGGACGCGUUCAUCCAGCCAAGAAGUCGCAGCAGCGCAACAGCAACCGCAAGAUCUUGAGCAGGCACUGCCCACUGUCGCCGAAGAGGACGCGGUAUCGGAGCAGGCCGAAGAUCUCGACAGCAGCCCGUCUGUCUCAUUCGAGGAGAGCUUGACAGGGUCAUCCUGGGAGAGUCUUUUAGAUGCCCUGGACCGAGACGCCAUCAUCGACAAUCUGGUCAAAUUGCGCAAUGAUUCCGACGGAGUUUUUUCAAUGUUUGAGGGUGGUGACGACAGAGUGAGGGACAUCUGUGCGAAGCUGCUGCAACUCAACCCUUUACUCUGCCGGAAAUUGACGCGCCGGGAGGAACAGCUCCUGGCCACGAUGGAAGUCUAUGGGGGCAAUCCGGGCUUUAUCGUCCCAGGGAUUGUCACUCGCAAAAUUGUUGGUGAUGGCGAACUGCACGAGAUCAACAACGGCCCGUGGCGCCCCGACAGUGUUCUCUAUUUGGCAAAUCUUGCCUUGCAGCUGGCCAAGGUACUUCACCGCUCAACAGAAGAGCGUCACACGUACCUCGAGUUCAUGUUCAACAACUUCCCAGAACCGUUUCAUGAUCUUGACGCAUUUCCUGUCUCGGCUGACAUGGUAAAGGGUACUCUCCUUUUUCACACUGAGAUUCUCACUCAGUUCUAUAUCCGACAAGUCGAGAUCAAGCAUCAUGAAGCCGGGUUUGAUCCUGACGCAUUACUUGGAGCUGUCUUCUACGAUGAACGCAAUAAGAUAAAGGGAUCGGCAGACAACGUGACGUACGCCAAAGCAUUAUCACGGAUGUCUUCCAUCAGAUCCCAUAUCAACAUGCCAAAACACCCGUGGCUCAACGUGGAAGCCUUGAGACAACAAUUUCCUUGGUCAGAUUUUGUUGUACAAGCAGUCAGGUGGAGCCUAGCCUACAAAAAGGAGCUAGACGGAAUAAUCAAAUCCAGAGGGGGAGUAGAGGAGCUCGUCGAUCUGCUUCUCGCUGAAGAUCUCCAAGAUGAAGCAGCUCUCUCAAACAGACUUACUCCAGAUUCCGAGAUAGCAAGCUUUGCGUCUAGAAAGCAGGAAUCUGCCACAGCCGACACCCAAACAGAGCAAGUUCAGAAUGCCAAUAACAAGUCUCCACUCCCGGCGGAGAAGGGAACGACCGGGAGUUUAUUGGGGAAAGCCAUGAAAGCAAACAUAAACAGACUCAAGGCCAUCAAAGUCCAGCAUUCAGCACGCACGUCCGGUGCUAAAAUCGAACACAUUGCUGCUCCCAGUCCGCCAGAACCAGAGCAUGAAAUUCCACGGUCGCCAUCGCCGGUUGUGGAUGAGACUCAACCAUCAGCUGCCAAUAGAGGCGACAGCCAACCACAGAGUCUUCCUCCAGCCGCUGCAUCUGACGAAGAGAUUGUCCCAACCCAGCAAACAAACAUAGUCCUGGAGACUGUCCGCCGACAAAACGAACAGAGCGACAAGGAGAAUAGGCAUCAACCCGUUAAGAAGCCUUCAUUGCUCGACCGCCAAAAGGGGGCAGAAAGGGUGGAAUGGGAGGAACCCUCUGAUGACAAUGAUACCCCCAGUCCGCCGCCCCAGGCCCUGAAGCGUCGACUGCCUCGAACGUUCGAGGAUGAUGGCGGCCAUGACGAGUUCGAGACAGACCAAAGAACAAUAAAGAGAGCUCGUGCUAGUGCCGAGUUCAACAGACAACCCCCCUUGAUGACGCGCCCUAGCAUUCCAGCGGAAGGGGAAGAUGCCACAACUACCCAAAACAAGGAUGUUCGUCUCUCUGAGAAAUCUCGCACGGUUGCAUUUGCAACUCCAGACCAGCCUUCAAGACCCGCUCGAACGACUCCUUCGAAGUCGCCAGAUGCCGUGCAGCGCACGUUGUCCUCCGGAUCUUCACAGCCCACACGAUCCACUACUCAGAGAUCGCCAUCAGGCCGAGCACUUCUUGAAUCUAUCCCAGCGGCCAAACGAAAACCACCACCUUCGAGCGCCCCCGCUCGAAGUCAUCCUGAGAGUGCCCGGGUAUCUAUGCCACCGUCAACGGCGCCACCCGUGUUCGACAUUGAUGACGUGAAUCGCAAAGCUAGAGAAAGAGUGCGCAUGUCUCGGGAGUUGUUGCCGGAUCCACAACGCGGUCAAGUUCGUAUACCAUAUACAAACGACGAGGUCGAAAGAUUGAUGGAGCUGAUCGCGUUGUACGGGACGCAGUGGGUGAGGAUCUUGGAAAAGGACAGGACGCACGAGAAGGGGCCGGUGCUGCUCGGAAGGACCCAGGUGCAGCUGAAGGACAAGGCGCGGAACAUGAAGUUGGUUUUUCUCAAAGCCGGUCACCGCUUACCUCCCGGAUUCGAGCUCGUAAGUGUCGGCCAGCGACAAAUCAACGAGCUCCGGAAACUAGGUAUCGACUACAUUGAAGGUCAGAGCGGAGCUCGCUAUACCGCACCGCGGGACGACGCUGAUCCUGAAGAUGACGAUGACCUUGGGGAUUAG
Molecule: messenger RNA, 2610 nt
Organism: Fonsecaea erecta
Lineage: Eukaryota; Fungi; Ascomycota; Eurotiomycetes; Chaetothyriales; Herpotrichiellaceae
Exons: 2
Coding region: 1-2610 (869 amino acids)
Biological process (GO): telomere maintenance via telomere lengthening
Molecular function (GO): double-stranded telomeric DNA binding
Source: RefSeq, a predicted model, not a curated record